Messenger RNA from Cyprinus carpio (common carp), 2187 nucleotides. RefSeq lists its product as uncharacterized. NCBI's taxonomy places the organism in Eukaryota, Metazoa, Chordata, Actinopteri, Cypriniformes, Cyprinidae. Gene Ontology annotation, molecular function: growth factor activity; receptor tyrosine kinase binding; glial cell-derived neurotrophic factor receptor binding. The record is from RefSeq and is a predicted model, not a curated record.
UCCAAUCGACCAAUCAGAAGGCUCUUAUUAUAAUCAGCGGAACGCGGCGUCGUGGAUUAUCAUGGGAGCGCUGGAGUUUGUCGGGUCGCGUCGCUCGCUCGUAGCGUAUCAUGUGAUAGGGGCUGGAAUUUGACACCUCAGGGGUUCUAAACACUCAUGUGUUUAUGGGACUUGAUUUUGGCACGCACUCCUCCGUUUAGAGCGAGGAGCGCGUCCUGAGAAAGUGCCGCGCGCGAGCUGUCCUGGACCUGACGCGUCUGGGUCAGUCAACACAACCCUGCUUUCUGGUCGCACCGGACACAGGUUUAUGUGAAUAACGUGGAUGUUCAGAAUUAUGCAUCAUCACUACAGGGAGAGGUCGAGAGGAAACAUAAUAAGGAAUACAUUUGUAUCAUCUGUGGAUUAUUUUCACUUGUCCUUUUCUUAAUUUAUUUCACUCAAGUCCAUGACAGGAGAGCUCGAUCAGGACCCAAAAGAUGGCAAAGGGUGGAGAAGUCUGGAGACCUGCAUGGCUGCACCUGCCCGAUGUCACCUGAGGAACUGGAAGGUGAUGCUGCUUGUGUUUGUAUGUCUUCUGGGUCUCGUUGAUGGACAUUUCCUCCAGGAGGAGAAAGAAGAACCCCGUCCUAGCAAGCUGAGAGCCUUUUCAACUUCUGCAGAACAUCCAGGACCACAGAAAGAUCUAGAUGAGUGGCAGAGCAGAGCACCAUGGGCACGACUGCAUGAUUCGUCCCUGGCCGAGGAAGGCGAGGGUCAUCGGAUCCGGUGGCAGCGUUCCUCUACAAACAGCUCCAGUUCACGGAAGUCCACUAGGAACCGUAAAGAACGGCGCAACCGUGAGAGAGGCCGGAGCAGCCAUGACUGCCGUUUGGAGAGGAAACAGAUGAAGGUGCGUGAUCUGGGCCUCGGCUACGACUCGGAUGAGAUCGUGGUGUUUAAGUACUGCGUGGGGACAUGCAUGAGCGCCCGUAAGAACUACGACCUGGCACUGAAAGUGCUGACGGAUAACGGAAGCGUUCCAAGCCGCAAGGUGAGCACUCACCCCUGCUGCAGACCCACGCGCUUCGAGACCGUCUCCUUCAUGGACGCCCAGACGAGCUGGCAGACCAUCAAAUGGCUUUCAGCGGCCAACUGCAGCUGUGUGGGAUGAAAGAAGCCCAGGAGACACAGCCGGUAAAAUCAACCCAAAGCUCCGGUGUAGAAAGCGAGGGAAUUCCAGUGCACGGGAUGCGAUGCAGCGCUCCUGAUGAUGCACUGCAAACGCAGCGGAUCUGCUAGCAUCAGCGCGGGAACCACAGGAACACGGGACGUUCUGCAGGGAGAGAUUUGUAUCAUGUGACCUUGGAGAGCUGUGAAGCGAGUCGUCAGCUUCCUGCUCCAGACUGCGGUUCUGCAUGGAUAGAUGGUGAAAAGUAACUUGAAGGCCUACAUUUCACAUUAUCUGAAACUGGAGAUGUUUUAAGAACGUGGAUGCCAUGAAGGUUCAUUAUAACAGAACAGAAGGUGCUUUUAAAUCACUUAUCAGCUUAGCAUGUGUGUUUAAUAUACACACACUUUCCUUAAGCCAUGUGCACAUUACAAGACUGAAGCGUGUCACUUUGUUAUGUUUGUGAGUAGUCUACAACAAAGAUUUCCUGUUUUUUUUAUUUCCCCAGACAUGCAUAUUGCAUGCAGCAUUUUAGCGGUUUGCAGGCCAGUUCUGAAUGCUAAGUGGUGGAGUUCUGCAUCGGCUCUUUAUAAAGAUGAAAUUACACUGCAUGUCUGGACGUAUGCCCGGUUAUAACUCUCUCUUCCAUCAUCUGAUCAUCAUUAGAUGAAUUACUGCUGCCAUGAUCGCUAGAAAAUGUACACAAACUAUUUUUAAAUCUUUUCAACUCUUUUCUAUUUUAAACAAAUUCCGCCUGCUUUCCAUAAGCAGUACAAGCGCUGAAUUUUUUGAAUAAUGUUGUAUUCUAUAAAAGGCCUGGUUUACAUAGAAAUGAAUCAUUCUUGGAUUUAAAAGAAUGUCAGUGACCUAAUAUACAUUAUUGCUCAAAAGUUUGGAGCUGGUAAGAAACUGAUACUUUUAUUCAGCAACAAUGCAUUAAACUGAUCGAAGUGAGAGUAAAACAUUAAUACUGUAACAAAAGAUUUCUGUUUCAUAGAAAUGUUCUUUUGAAAGUCCUGUCCAAAAAAUAUUCUGGUUGA